Messenger RNA from Phaeodactylum tricornutum CCAP 1055/1, 531 nucleotides. RefSeq lists its product with no specific name. Gene Ontology annotation, cellular component: mitochondrial inner membrane. The record is from RefSeq and is a predicted model, not a curated record. Gene Ontology annotation, biological process: mitochondrial respiratory chain complex IV assembly. Lineage: Eukaryota; Bacillariophyta; Bacillariophyceae; Surirellales; Neidiaceae. The coding region runs from base 1 to 531 and encodes 176 amino acids. The transcript has a single exon.
AUGUCCCAGACGCCAGAAUCCAGCACCCCACCGACCCCGCUGGCAUCCCCCUCGACGCCUCGUUGGACGCGUCACUUACCGGAGGCCUUUGGGAUUCGGCGGGCCGUGGAGGCUUCCAAGUACCGCUGGUGCGUCCGCGAGGCGGCCUUGUGGGGCAUCGCCACGGGGACGGCCACGUCCCUGCACCGUCUGCGUAUGCGCUCCACCACCACGUGGGCGAUCAAUACGGGAUUCGGGGCCUUUCUUGUCGUGUACGUCGGAUCCUACGUAUUUUGUGUCCAGCGGAGGGAUUACCGGGAACGCAUGAUAUCCCUCAUGAUGCAGUUGAACAGCUUUGAACACGCCAUUAGUAUGCCCGAACCCACGCCGGUGGACGAGCAUCAUCCCUUUGUGGCACCCGCCGGUACCGAACCGGACGCCACAACCAUACCGGCGGAACGACAGUACAUUGCCAAUCUGCCCGAACGGAAAGAAUGGCAACCGCCAUUGCCCACACGCGACGCACAGGAUGUCUUCCAACCCAAACCGUAA